This is a messenger RNA of Oikopleura dioica, 2025 nucleotides long. NCBI's taxonomy places the organism in Eukaryota, Metazoa, Chordata, Appendicularia, Copelata, Oikopleuridae. The record is from the annotation of a GenBank genome assembly.
AUGGCGUGUUCGGAGUUUCAUCUCUUCGAAGAAAUCCCCAUCGAUAGUGAUAGAGUUCGUGGAAUAACGACGAAAGCGAUUUUGACUGAAGAUGAAAGCAAAUCGCUGAGAUGGACUUCUUCGACAGGGACUGUGUCGAACCCGUUAACAUUCGAUCGACCGGUUCAAGAAAUCACUUCCACGAGGACUGAUGAUUCCGUCUUUGUUUUCACCGAUAAGCAAGGCUUCGUCUUUCCAGCUGGCCACAAGCAUCCAAUAAACGAGUUCUAUAUCCAGAAAACCGAUCUGGACAUGGCGAUUCAAAUCAAAACCUACUCGCACAACGUCUCCAACUUUAUCGUCGCCAUCUUAUGGACUGAUAAAUUGAUCAUUUACGCGGAGGAAAAUCGAUUCGAGCUGAAGCUUGCAUCUGGAUUGAGAGAUCUCACGUUUGUGGAUUCAGAGUACAUCUAUGCAUGGGGAAACUCGGAUAUAUACCGGAUCAGGGUUUUUGAAGAUGGGCCAGAGGUUUUUAGGCAUUUGCGUGUUCACCUACCGAGAGAUGAGAAACUGGGGAAGUCUGAGGAGAUCAAAUCUUUACAGGCUGGACGACGAUUCAUUCUUCUCCAAACAUGCUCAGCUAUCUACAGUAUUUCCAACUCCACUGGGGACAUCCUUGCAGUCAGAAAAACGCCUGGGAUUCUCGAAAUGCGACUUUCUUUCAUGAAGCGCCAUGUUUUCUCCGAAAGCGUUCAAAUGCUCGUCCUCGUCUUCCACAACAAAAUUGAGUUCGUCGAAGUCGACUCGCUUGGAAAAGCGCUUAAAGUUGAGUGGUCCCUUCUGUGCACCGACGUGAGUAACCACAGUACUGGUUCUGUGUCCGUCGUCUACGAAAAUAACGGCAAAACUGUUUGGCUGACCCCUCUUGGUCCAGAAGAAAAGAUCCAAAAGCUCGUCUCUCGAAACGAGCUUCAGAAAGCCCUUGCAUUUGCGCGCCACUACGAACUCGACGAAGAAAUAAUUUACAAAGCGGAGCUCAAGAAUCGAAUUCAAGACAAGUCCAAAGCUAGCGAUCCUGGACACUUUCAAGCCGUGCGAUUUUUGAGCAAGAAGAUAACUGACAUCGAGUUCUUUCAAGAGCUGCUGAAGAUUGUGGAAAAUAAAGAGCUGAGAAACGCGAUUCUUCAGUACAUCGGAAUAUUGAUCGAUAAAGAAGGAGUAGAUGAGCAAAUUACGAUUCCGCUGAUGAAAUUCGACGAGAUGAGCCAGCAAAUGGUGGAAAUUAUAAAGACGCAAAAUUUUGCACGACUUCCAACGCUACUUUUCCCGUACCAAAAUCUCAUCAACUCAGAAUACCAGGCCAAACUGUUGGAUUUCAUCCCUUCGAAGAUUCCCUCAGAAGACCUUAUUUCAAUCAUCGGCUCAUUCCAAAAGAUCUUCGAAAUCUCCGACUCUGGUUUCUGUCAAAAUAUGUUGCCGAAAUGGUCAUCUGAGAGGGCGCUGAACUUGGAGCAAGAAGAGCCGAGUAAAUGGCCUGAAAACGCGCUGAAAGUUCUGAACGCUCUGAAGAAGAAGGAUUUGAUGAAGAUGGAUUUCGAUUUUACUGGCAAAGAAAACAGCUACGAUGUGUCCAUUGAGCUUUUGAUCAACAACUUGGAGGCGCUGAAUGAGCUCAAAGUGCAGUAUAGAAUCAAUAUACCUUUGAACGACUAUAUCGACCCAACUCAGCGAUCAGACUGGCUUCUUGAAUGGAUCGCAAGGGAAGUGCAGAAUCGACACGAUGAAAUCAGCAUAAGACGAAUUUUCAACGAUACUGUCAAGCCUUUGACAUUCAAAUGGGGCUUCGACUUCGAGAACUUUCUCCUGCCUUUCACGGACGUAAGUAAAAACAUUCCUCUUCAAGCGAAAGUCAGCAUCAUGAAACUCAUCCCUACUGCCUCCGUCCGUCAGCAGCAGCUGCUCAAUCUACUUGACCAGCUCCGCCAUCCAUUCCCGGACUAUCUAGUCGAGUUUAUGAAGACGAUGUUGCCCGCCGGCCGCGCUUAG